UUUACAUCCAUAAUUAGCAGUCUAAUUAUAUCUCACGAUGCUUGGGAUCUCCAAUCACGCGUCCAUCUUAUACAGCUCAACACAAAGCAAUUUACACCAUUACACGAGAAGGCAAAAAUUUGUGAUAUAAGUUAGUUUUGUUUUGACAAAACAAAGACUUCUUUGUUUAAUUUCCAUGUGUCUGAGGAGGGAGCGAACAACAAUCCCAGGGUGCUUUUAUUGUUAGGACAUUUCUUGGUUUCUCAGACAACUUGAACAAAAAAAAUACUUUCCUGACUUCCAGGAUCAUUUUGGAAGAGACGAGGAAAGAGGAGCUAAGGAAAGAAAGCAAUGGCAUUCACUGGAACCCUGGAUAAAUGCAAGGCUUGUGACAAGACUGUUUAUGUUGUUGAUAUGAUGUCUCUUGAAGGAGUGCCUUAUCAUAAAUCCUGCUUCAAAUGCUCCCAUUGCAAAGGAACUCUUGUGAUGAGCAACUACUCAUCCAUGGAUGGAGUCCUCUACUGCAAGACUCAUUUUGAGCAACUUUUCAAGGAGGGUGGCGAUUUCAGCAAGAAUUUUCAGAAAGGCAAGCCUGAGAGGACUCAUGAGCUGAUUAGGACCCCAAGCAAACUCUCUUCCGUGUUCUGUGGAACCCAAGACAAAUGCUCCACUUGCGGCAAAACAGUGUACCCAUUGGAGAAGGUUACCAUGGAGGGAGAAUGUUACCACAAGACGUGCUUCAGGUGUGCUCAUGGUGGGUGUCCACUCACACACUCAUCUUAUGCUGCUCUUGACGGAGUCCUCUACUGCAAGGUCCACUUUGCUCAGCUCUUCAUGGAAAAGGGAACCUAUAGCCAUGUCCUCGCAGGAGCUACACAUAAGAGAUCAACCUCCACGCCACCUCCUGAACUGGCCGAGUCAAACACAGAGGAAGCAGCUGCUGCUGAGGAUAAGUCAGAAGAACAAUCUUAAACGAAGCAGCACAUCAUGGUUUCUUGCACUGCUAUCUGUUCAAGCUGUCAGGACUGUUUUGAAUUUUCAUGUUGUUGAAUAUUAUUGCCGGAUUGUAUUCAAAGUCUAUUUUUGGAUUUGAUUAACUUUGUUACAAAUUAUGCCUUGGUACAAGAUAUUGAACUGCACUAGUUUUUCCAAA
Populus trichocarpa (black cottonwood) is the source of this 1132-nucleotide messenger RNA. RefSeq names its product LIM domain-containing protein PLIM2b. The record is from RefSeq and is a predicted model, not a curated record. The coding region runs from base 331 to 951 and encodes 206 amino acids. Gene Ontology annotation, cellular component: actin cytoskeleton; plasma membrane. The transcript has 5 exons. Gene Ontology annotation, biological process: actin filament bundle assembly. Gene Ontology annotation, molecular function: actin filament binding. Lineage: Eukaryota; Viridiplantae; Streptophyta; Magnoliopsida; Malpighiales; Salicaceae.